Molecule: messenger RNA, 5213 nt
Organism: Chara braunii
Lineage: Eukaryota; Viridiplantae; Streptophyta; Charophyceae; Charales; Characeae
Source: the annotation of a GenBank genome assembly
CGAGUUCCCUCCAGCACUUCCCUUCGUGUCCCUCAUCUGUCCUCUCUUCCUCCUCGUCGAGGUAUUGCCAGCCUGUGUAGUGUUGCCUGUUGCCUGCAGAUAGACGCUACUGUGACGGUGACGGCUACCCCCCGACGGCUACCAGCGACGGCUAUCGCUACUCAUAGUGAAGCACGAAAGGCGCUGAAGUGCUGCUAGCUAGCCUGCCCGCAUUUCGCCACGUGCAUCAAGCAGAGUGACUGUUCUGCAGAUUCACCUGACUGGGGCUUAUAAGUCAGCACAAGGGUUGCAUGAUGUCAAAGAUCGUGAGGCCGAAGACUAAGCGAGGCCAGAGACUGUUGCUAAAAAAGGCCCCUAAACUGCGGAUCAAACCAUCCAGACAAAAGCCCAUGGGGCUACUUACACCUCUUCCCAUUCCCGAUGGUCCCGGGGAGUCGGUCUCUAUUGACUUCAGCGACAUGGGAAUUCCCGAUGGUCUCGGUGAGUCAGUCUCUAUUGACUUCAACGACAUGGGAAAGGUAAGUAAGAAUGGCUAUUCGCAAGUGAUGGUUGAUCUGAUUCCCUUGCUAUCUCAUGCCCCAACUGAACUUGUGUUCCGUGAGUUCGAACACAAGUACAUUCUGCAGUUGGGAUCCCCGAAAACUCUUGUGAGUGAUCGGGACCCGCGCUUCAUAAGUACUGAAUGGGACUUCACAGAUGAGCUGCAGAAAGAGUUUGACCAGGCAGUUGCCUCUUUCUUCUUUGAGAAUGCCAUUGCCUUCAAUGCUGCGAGAUCUAACUCGUAUAAGAACAUGGAAAGGAUCAUGAACCUGACGGCUAGAUCGAGGAAGAUGUUGCGAUUGCCAGGAUACAAGCACUUGAGGACGAAGGCCCUGCCCACGGAGUACAAAGCUGUGGAUCAAGAUUUGGACAAGAUCCGUGAACCGUGGGAUGUUACAGGCUUGACCUUGAUGACAAAUGGUGCAAUGACGACCAGCAAUAGGCCGGUCAUCAACUUCCUUGCAGCUGGUGAUUUCGGGGCUGUCAUGGUGAGGAGCGUGGACAUGGAGAGGAAGGAUAAGUCGGCCCCAAUUUUGGCAAGGAUGUGGGAAGAGGUCAUAAGGGAGUUGGGGGUGCAUAGGGUCAACGCCAUUUGCACCGACUCAGCACCGGUCGACGUUGCUGCCAGGAAGAUAUUGGCUGAGCACGAGGACCCUGUGAUCCGUAGCAUUCCAUGGGUGCUGUGCGCAUGCCAUGUUUGCAACUUGCUCAUGUGUGACAUUGCUUUGGUGCCAUGGAUUGGGGAGGAAUACAAAGAAUGUUGGAACUCCCUUGAGAGUUUCCAUCACAUGGAUCCGGAGUGGCAUGGCAAGAACUCUGAGGAGGCUUUGACAGGCGAGCACGUGUCUAUGGCGCAGUGGUGGUUGACGUAUGGGAAGAAGCACCCAACCCUGACAAAGAUCGCAGUCAAAGUGCUCAGCAUGUCGACCACAGCCUCUCCAUGCGAGAGGAACUGGUCCACGUUCGACCUCAUUCACACGAAGAGGAGAAAUUUGUUGAGCCCGGAGAAUUUGCAGAUGCUAGUCUUCAUCCAUUGGAACAAGAAGCUGCUGCUCAUGUCAAGGGCGAAGAUGGGAUUCAUCAACACUGAGCAGCUCGAGUGGGAGACACCAGAGGACGAGGCGCCUUUCGAUGGUUUCAUGCGAGCCGGGGAGUACUACCCCGCAGAGACACCCACGGGCCGCGAGCCGACAGACGGGGGUUCGGCGAACGUUCACGAGGACAAUGUUGCGGUGGAGGUUGAUAUGGAUUUUGGUGGCACUGCGGAGCAUGCGGACGGAGACAUCGGUGCGAACAUGGACGACCCGCCUCCUGAAACGGCAAAGGUCACUGAGGCUGCGGGUGGCGAUGUGCUCUCCACUCCUUACCCGGGGUUGGGGAUGGGGGAGGGGUUCGCCUCCUUCUUGCACCACGUGAACCCCAUUGUGCGGAGCGGCUCCGACAAGGACUUCCGUGAACACCUGUCUGCGAUGUCCCCAAUGCGGAUUGAUUUUGAGGAGCAGACUCCUGAUUGGGCCACAUUCACUGGACCAACCCCACCCGGUCUACAGUAUGGUGUUGAUGAGACCACCCUACGACAAUGGGUCCAUCAGAGAGAGAAACUGGAGGCGGCUUUGAAUGACCCACGGAAGCUGAGUCGGAACCAGUGGCGCCUUUGCGGCGGUGGUAGAAAACCAUUGCAUGAAGACUUAGAGAAAGAGUUGGCUGAAUGGAUUGUUGAGAAAAACAAGAAGGGACUCAGUGUUCACGACCGGUACAUUCAAGCAAAGGCAAGGCUACUGUAUAAGCAACGAGAGUCUCAAGGGGAGGUGGUGGCAGGAGCAAGCAACAAGGAAGAGGGGGACAGCAAGUUCUCUGCAUCGACAGGUUGGCUGACACGAUUCAAGAGGAGGAAUGAUUACGUCUCCAGGUGUGAAUUGACAACUCAAUCUGUACCUGAGGGUGCAAGUGAAACAUCCAGAUCAUUCAUUCAGAAGUUUCAUUCGAUGGUCGAGACUCUGAAGAUCGAGGCGAAUAACAUCUUUAAUAUGGGUCAAGUGCCUCGGCACUUUGAGCUGGAGCCGGCUUCCAUGCGAACCAAGCGUGGCAGCCGGCAUCCGCUUCUUCGCAAAUCGGGUGCGUGCCAUAAACGAUUCACGAUAACCUUCACUAUCUCCCUGAGUGGGAAGAUGCUGAGACCUCACAUGCUGUUCUCCCAUCUCAAGACCAAGCCGGGGGUGGACGGAGGGGUUUUGGUGGACAUCAAUGAAUCAGGGAUGUGUAGCGAGGACAUUAUGCUGAGGUACAUCAGCGACACGAUCGGUUGGCGCCCGGAAACUGCGUUGGAACGUCAACCUGUUCUUUUGAUUAUUGACAGUAACGGGCCGCACAGCAAGCUCACAGAGAAUGACUGCCUGAAGGGCAUGAAUAUUCAUGUCUUGGUUGUGCCACCAAACAUGAAGCGCAUCCUGCAACCACUUGAUGUUGCUAUCAACAGUGGUUUUCUACAAUACUACACCAAGAUGCACGAUGCUUACGUAUCGCCGCAGACAAUGGCAGGGAGCCCCAAGUUUCCAUCCUACGAGAUGAUAACAGCUUGGGUUGCUGAGUGGGUGAAGUUGAGGAAAGCUGAUGAAGUAGUGAACAGCUUCCGCGUAUGCGGACUCGUGCCUAAACAGGACUUCGAUUUGGACGCACUCCAUCCACCCCUGAAAGCACUCUUCGACCCCUUGUUCAACGCUGUUGAAUGGAAUAAGUUGUAUGCUGCAGAAUUCACUGAAGAACUGCAGCCGGUGAAUCUUGAACUGCUUGUAGCCCCUGCAUACUUCAUUCCAGAUGAGUUUGCCAUUGCAAAGCCGAGCAGCCUAUGGCAAUGUCUGCACCGUGCAAAGUAUGGUUGUGAUCCAAACCCGGACGUCCAGUGCAAGGACUAUCGGAGUUCUGUGAUCACAAGCAUGAAGACGAUUGCAGAUUUGAAAGACGUAACCGAUGACGAGAUGUAUACCAGCAUGGAGAAUGGCAACCCGCCUGAUUACAGGCUUGUUUGUUUUGCUGUUAUGACUGUCGAGCGGUGGACAAUACGUAUUCAGCACAGCACUGAUUCGUCGUUCACAGUGUAUGAGCACCCAGAUCCAGUGAAGAUGGUCAAUCUUGUCCGCGUUGAGAAUGAAAAGAAGGUAUUCUGUCUCCAUGGAACACAAACAAGUGCCGUUGUGAAGGGUGUUCUUUCUGAGAUUCACCACCUGAAGAAGGCAACUGGUGCAGCUGUCAAGCUAACCAAGAAAAAUGAAAACAUUCUGCCAUUCGAAGGUGGUGGCGAGGCACCCCUUGAGCGCAUGUCGCAGAAGCUGGAUUGCAGCAUCUUCGCUUUCGGAAUGCAUACGAAGAAGCGGCCUCACAACCUGGUGAUUGGGCGGAUGUUUGACUAUCAUGUAUAUGAUCUGCUGGAGCUUGGCAUUGAGAGAUUCAAGUCGACGACAGAAUUCAGGGCUGGAAAGAAUGCUUCACAACCAGGAUCGAAACCAUGCUUUGCGUUUAUCGGAGAGGAGUUCGAGACCAAGGAAGAGUACAAGCUGUUCAAGAGUAUGAUUCUUGACCUAUUUCGAGGAGCGGCUGUGGACACGGUUAAUCUGGCAGGGAUUGACCGAGUGUUUGUUGUCGUCGCCGCAGAAGGAAAGGUGCGGUUUCGGCAUUGCUUCGUUAAGCUAAAGAAAUCAGGGUCGAAGGUGCCCCGGAUCGAGCUUUCUGAAAUGGGGCCAUCAAUCGACUUCACCAUCCGGCGACACAGGUUACCAUCAGAAGAGUUGGAGAAGGCUGCUAUGAAGACUGCUCUGCGAUCGACAAAGAAAAAGGUGAAGAAUGUGGGUGACGACUUCCUGGAUGGUAAAGUGGGACGCGUGUACAUGCCCAAGCAGGAGCUGGAUACAAUGGCCUUGUCGAAGAUGAAGGGGUUGAGGAGAGAGAGGAGGCAGGCUGCGGAGGCAAGAGAUGUGGCCCUCCAAGGAGGGUCAAAACCGGAGCUGAAGAAGAAGAAGAAGAAGAGAGUAACUUCGGAAAGCGGAGAUGGAGAGGGUGGUGCAAGUGGAGAUGGAGAUGGGGGUGCUACGAAAGCACUUUCAAAAAAGCAGAGGAAGAGUGUCGAGUUUGCUGAUCUGUGAUAGUCCGUCCGCCCCUUCUUUUUUGUUGUUGUAUUUCUUGGCCUGGAAAGUCUCUGUUAGACUUUGUCUGCUUUGUUUUCGGGGCACGCAUCUCUGUUUACUUGGAGUGCAGCGUCGCAGCAUUUUUCUUCAGGAAGCUCUCGUUCUGUUGCAGCUUUUUUGCCUUUUGUCUUCAUGCUUUUUCAUUUGCUGCAUCGGAAUCUGUUCCCCUUUCGUUCGUUUUUCGAUUCCAACACUUGAAUGAGGUGCCUUUUGCCAUAGGGGGGUUGAGGGGGCAACGUGAGGGGCAAGUAAGUUUGCAAACAUUGGUCCUUAUUGUUGGUUGGGGCGAGUUUGCAAACAUUGGUAAUUGUUGUUGGAAGAAAUAGAAAUACCCCACUGGUCCUGUUUACCCCGAGUUUAGGGGGAACCUGAUCAGUUUCACAUCCAGGUUGAUUGAUGUUCAGGUAGGAUGAAUCUAACAUACCACCAGGGCCAGGUGCUUAGUGAUGUGUACGGUGUUGCCAAGUGCUCUGCACGUUUAUAGCUCAUUACCAU